Molecule: messenger RNA, 4682 nt
Organism: Cynoglossus semilaevis (tongue sole)
Lineage: Eukaryota; Metazoa; Chordata; Actinopteri; Pleuronectiformes; Cynoglossidae
Gene: cusr
Product: Copper-only SOD repeat protein
Exons: 10
Coding region: 279-3206 (975 amino acids)
Biological process (GO): superoxide metabolic process
Molecular function (GO): metal ion binding
Source: RefSeq, a predicted model, not a curated record
GACGUGGGAUAUAAUAAACCCGUUGACCAAUCACAGGCUGCAGCUGGAUCGAGGGAGGCUCCACGAAUCUGAAAAGCUGUCAUACAUGACAUGACAUGCUGCUGAAGAACACAUGCCCACAUACACAUGGGUACUCACACACAGUGACUUCCACUUUUGUCGCAACUUAACUUCCCACUGCAUUUUGGAGGUGAGCUGUUUUUUCCAAGUCAGAACCAUCAGACGGGACGUUUGAGGACACAGUGAAGCUUUUAUUCUAAUUACAGCUUUCCUACAACAUGCUCCUCCUGACUGCCACCCUCGUGUUUCCUUUAAUUGGUUCGAUCUACGGCACUCAGUUUAAAGCAACUCUAAACAUGGCAGGAGUCACCGGACAGGUGCAGUUUGACUCCACAUCCCAGACUGCCGCUGUUGCAGUUUCUGGUGCUGGAUCCUGUGGUCUAGUGGAACUGUUCCUCAGUGAGUUCCCCGUCAUGUAUGGCCAUUUUCCUGAACCUUGUUCGGAAGCAAAUAUCGGUCCCAAGGUUUUUUCCUUCACAGCAGAUCCCGCCUCAUCGUCCACCGUCAAUGUGUCACACCUCUUUGAACGAAGACCAAACCUGGACGACUUUACUUUGUCCUUGAAGACGUGUGACGAGAUCAUGGUUUGUACAGUGGUAGGUCAAGGCAGAUCAUCCUUGACUUUUCAGGCUAGAUUCACUGGUCCAAUUGCCGGUAAUGUUUACAUUCGAACAAACUCUGAACAAAGUAACGUCAGGCUUCUAGCAGACCUGGUCACAAUCGGUCAAGUAAAUGCCACUAACACCAGUAUCACUCUUCUGGGAUCUACAAGCACCGCUGCAAACUGUGAUGUUCUGCUUGGAAGCUUGAAGGCUAGCACUUUGUCAAGUUUGGGAAAGGUCAAAGUCGGAACACCUCUGGAUCUUAAGAAAUCCCGUCUGGACAACUGGGAAAACUGGAGUCUUCGAUUUCUUCUUUACCACGCGGGCUCAAGUUACAAGUGUGCUCGCGUUUAUAAUGUCCCUGGUAAACAGGUGACUGCUGUUAUUAAUAUGAAGGGGAUUAAAGGGUAUUUUACCUUUAAACAAGCUUCAUGUUUUGAUGCAACAGAGAUGAGAGUUAACCUCACCAACCUGCAGGGCAGAGUCGGUCCAUAUCACGUCCACCUCUAUCCGGUCCCUUCAGUCAGAACAAGCAACAAAGAAAGUUUAUGCUCCAAUGAAAAUGUUGGUGGACAUUGGAAUCCCUUUAAAAUCAAGACUGCGGACCCGACAUAUCCUAAAGGUCCUGGGUCAACACAUGACAAGUACGAGGUUGGAGAUCUGAGUACGAGGCACGUGUCCCUCACAGAUAUGAAUGACACUGACGUAAUGUUUACGGAUUUCAACCUUCCUCUGUUUGGACAAAACAGUAUUGUCGGUCGCUCAGUUGUUAUACACCAAACAGACGGUUCCAGGUAUGUUUGCUCUAGCAUCAGUUAUCCUGGCAAAGUAGUUGUCGGCAGAGCCAGGUUUCAGAGUCAUGUGGUUGGUGAGAUCUGGUUCACCCAACUGGAAAACAACCCUUUGUCCGAUGUAUCCAUCUUCAUGGAUCUGGCUUAUGGAAGUCCGACAACCAGCCCCACCAUUAACCACCACUGGCAUAUUCACCACUACCCUAUAAGCUCAGAGAGAGAUGAUGACGAGAGGCGCUGCAGCACAACAGAAGCCCACUGGAACCCCUUCCACAUCGACACAGAAGACAGCAGCUAUUUGCUACACUGUGGCCCAGCCAGACCUCUCUCCUGUGAGAGUGGAGACCUGUCCAGCAAGCACAGAACCAUCGACCUCACCACCCAAGUUGGUUCAGUGCACGCCAAAAGCUUCUUCACCGAUGUCACUUCCUGGUUGCAGGAUGCAGGCGUUAUUGGUCGUUCUGUGGUCAUUCAUCAAGCCAACAGAGGAGGACCAAGAAUCGCUUGUGCAAAUGUCACCAUGGUGCGAGAGCACAAAGCCAGACUGGGUAACUGGUUUGGUCCUGGACUGUCCGGAGGUCAAAUGCGGCUCGUUCAAGGUGCCGUGCAAGGACCCACGACUAUCAACGUGUCUUUGAUGAACCUCGACUCUCUGGCGGGGGGUUACCACGUUCACCUGCUGCCCAUCAAACCUGGCAGCGUGGAGCCCUGCUCUGAUGCAAACAUCAUGGGUCAUUUCAACCCAUUAGGCUGGAACAUAUCGGAUUCUCCCGCACCAGGAACUGGCACAAUGGACCAGUAUGAAAUCGGAGACAUCAGUGGGAAGUUUGGAAUGCUGAAUGGUCUCAGCCUACUUGAAGCUCUGCACUUGGAUCCUGAUAUUCAAUUAACUGGACCCCACAGCAUUGCGGGAAGGUCCCUGGUGGUUCACUAUGCCAAUGGCUCGAGAAUGAGGUGUGCUGACAUUUUAGCUGAAAGACAUACUGAAGGACAAUGGAUUGUUGCCAAGGCAUUAUUCAACAGCACAGUUACUGGGGCAGUACAACUGCGUCAGCAGGUGUUUCCCGACGGGAGUAGUAAUGAUGUCACACUUCUGGUGACGCUGAAAUCAUCUGAACGGAAUACUCCUUCACUGUCACUGUUUAUCUUCAAUGGCCAAUGCAGCAACUUGAGAGAUGUUCAUAAUCCCUUCAACAUGACAUCAGGAGACUCCAGGUGUUCAUUAGUUCACCCUCUGAGCUGUGUGCUAGGGGAAAUAUCCACCAGGCACGGUCCAGUCAGUCUAACCCACGGUCAGCUGUUCACUGACAGUAUCAUCCAGCUGUCUGGAGACAACACUGUGGUCCACAAAUGUUUGGUGCUGAAAAAUGGAGAUAGCGUCACAGCGUGUGCCAACAUUCUGCCAGAAUCCCCAACGGCAGAGCAGAAAUUUCCUACUCGGACAGAUUUCAGCAGAUACGAUUUCCGUAGAAGAGUUGCAAGUGUCCUGCAGAUGGACGUUGCGAGAGUCACCAUCUUGCCCGACUCUCCGUCCUCUGUAGCAGAUGGAAGGUGUCAAGAGGUCAACUUCAUGAUAUGUGGAACUGUCAGCCCCGAACUCCUGGAGUCGGUGAAAACCAGCGAGAAGAUGGGUAUUUACAGAGAGUCUGACAAGUGUGCAACAAGUGCAGUUCUCCGUGCGCUGCCAGAAGUUUUUCUAUUCGGCCUGAUGUUUGCUGUCGCCUGCCUGCUGCCGUCUUCAGUUUAUUCAUAGCUCAGGGCUUGAGGACUCAGCCCAGCAUCAGAGUGAAUGUGUGAGUCAUCAAUGAUGUAGAAAUCUGAAUAAAUGUUUGUGAGUUGCAAUCAAACAAGUGGUGAAAAGUUUCUACUACAGAAGGUUUUAACAUAAAGUACGUGUAUCAGUGGGACAUGCUUCUCUCUCCAUAGUUCCAUACCAGGAAAUCUACAAAUUAAAUGUUACUGUGUAAAUUUAAGAUACAAAAUAAACUGCAAAGUUUAUAUGUAAUGAUUGUGUUUCUAAUGCUUGCUUUUAAUUUCAAACAAAAAAUAAAUCAUUGUUUUCAUUUCAGUUAGUUUGUUUUUCUUGUUUUCAUUGAAAUAUAUAUAUUAUAAUAUAUUUUCUUUACCGUAACAUCUGUUGGAUCUGUUGUGAGGUCCUCUGAAAAUACAACUCUUCUCUGAACACAUUUUUCACUAACAUUCAAAUUGCGUAUUGACUUAUGUGGAUAUUUAUAUCAUAUCAUUUGGUCACAGCUGUUAAUGUGUGAGUGGUACGUCUUUGUACUUUACAACUAGUGUGAAGACUAGUUAGUGCCACUGACUCCACUGUUUUCACUGAACCCUAUGUGUUGUCUCAUGUUUUAACUACAUGUGACCUGUAGCCGUCAGUGCAGGGAGUGUAGCAGACCUUCAUACAGACUAACAGUAAUCUCAUUUAGAUAAAUUAGCCAGUGCAGUCGUGACUAAUUAAAUCUAGGAAUAAUAUAGUUAUAUGUAAUGAGGGAUUAGUAUUUUCCCUUUCCUUAUUUUUAAUUUUCCACUGAAUGUCAAUGUUGUCACAGUUAUAAUAUUGUUAAUUGUGUUCCAGGGACAUAAAUCAUUUGUUUGCAAUAUGUGAGUUAAAUUACAUGUGUGUAACUGUUUUUGCUGUAUUCAGGAGGUAGGUGUUACAUGAUUCCGUAUGUCAAUUCUCCAAUAUGGUUAUGGUGUUAUUUCGCAGCAUUGUAUAGUUCUGUAUGGUCAUUCCCUUUGUUUAUAUUCAUUCUUUUUGAUUAUAUUAUAGUAUUUGUUGGGUGUAAUUAUUUGUUUUUCACAAAAUAUAACAAUUGUAUGAUUGUUUUAUCUGUAAAUACUUUGUCAAUAUAAUAAGGUUCUGUAAUAUAGCAAUGUUGGCACAUCCAUAAUAUGGUCUUCUAUGAAUAGUGUUGCUGUUUGUGUCCUUUUGUUUAAUCGUGUAAAAGCGUCUUAACUGUAUGAUAUGAUUCCAUAUGAAUAUAUUAUUUUAAUAUUGUUAUGAAUUGGGCAUUAUUAUGCUUUUGUAUAGUAUAUUAUCAGUAAAAUAUAAUUCUUUAUAACAAUUUGGUCUGUAUUCUAUUCCUACCCUGGUAAUACACGAUGAUGAUGCAUGACAAGUAUAACGUACAUAAGUGGUUCUGUAUGAAAUGGUUAUGUUAUUUUGUUUUUUGCACCGUAUUUUAACGUUAUAUACUUGAAUCUGUAUAUUACAGAU